AUGUGCCGGAGCCGCGGUGCAGUGCGUGCCUCGUUGUAUAUUUGUGAAUACUUACGUGUAGGACCAAAGCCGGCACAGCAGAGACUCCCCUGGACCAGUGCCCCCCAACCCCCCCCUCACCGAAACGGAGCGCGGCGGCCUACAGAGAGUGCCACAAUAGAGUGCCAACCUGAACCAGACCUCCCAGUGCCACGCUACGGUGCCUCGGGGGUCCUUUGUGCCAAGUUACCCCCUUCCAUACCCUACACCCCAACACUCACCCCAGCCUCCCUUCCCACACCCCCUCCCACAGCAUGCCGAGAAACAACACCCCUCCCUACACCCAACCAACCUUCUAACCCCCCACAACCUCCCACAACCCCGACACAACCCCCAACCCUGAAGUAA
Portunus trituberculatus (swimming crab) is the source of this 387-nucleotide messenger RNA. Its product is annotated as atherin-like. The coding region runs from base 1 to 387 and encodes 128 amino acids. The record is from RefSeq and is a predicted model, not a curated record. Lineage: Eukaryota; Metazoa; Arthropoda; Malacostraca; Decapoda; Portunidae. The transcript is spliced from 2 exons.